Caenorhabditis angaria is the source of this 1916-nucleotide messenger RNA. The record is from the annotation of a GenBank genome assembly. NCBI's taxonomy places the organism in Eukaryota, Metazoa, Nematoda, Chromadorea, Rhabditida, Rhabditidae.
AUGAAAAGUUUAAUUUAUUUUUCAUUUUGUUUUUCAUUUAUUAAUUCAAUUCCUAUUCCAAAUGGUUUAAUCGGUUAGUUUAAAUUCAUUUUUUUCAAAAAUAAUUUAUGUUGGAAAAUUUUGAGAAAAAACAUCUGAAAAUUUCUGAUUGAGAAAAUAUCAAAGUAGUAACUUUUCAAUUUUUCUCUGAAAUAAUCUUUUAUACAAUUUUUCUACCAAUAAAAUUUCAAAAAAAAAUUCAGAUAAAUAAAAUAAUUUCACUUACAGAAACAAAAUUUCCAGGGUUACUGUAACUCAGAAGAAUUCGGAACUUUUGGUUACUGUAAUUAGUUUCAGAGACAAAAUAUUUUGAAUUCGAAAAAUUUAUGUCGAAAAUCACAAAUUUUCGGAAUUUUUAAAAACCUCGAUAAGAUUCAAAGUAUCAGAAAAUCAUAAAGUAAAAGAUUUGUUUAAAUUUAUUUUUGUAAAUCUGUGAUCCACAUUUAUAUUUUUCAUUUUUAUUUUGAGCUCUAAUUAAAAAUUUUUUGUGGAUCAAGUUUUGAUAUUGAAAAAAAAAACCAGAUUGAGAAAAGUUUACUCUAGUUUCAAGUGAUUUUUUCCCUUCUCGAGAAAAAAAGAAUUCUCUUAAAAUUUUCAAGCUCACAAAUUUAAUUUUCUUUUCCUCUCUUGAAAACAGUCAAAUCAAUAUUCCCCUGCUAAAACCAAAAAAACGAAAGUAUAACAAAAGGAGUAGAUAUUAUGUAAUUUAUAGAUCAAUGGCAGAUUAAUCGAAAAAAAAAAGAGAAUCAUACAAAUAAAAACAUAAUAAUAAUAAGAAGAAAAAAGAACAAGUUUACUAAUAUAUCUCUUUUAUUUUGAAAAAAAAUGAAAUCUUUUGAAGGGAUAUUUUUAGGUUGAAAAAUUCGAAAAAAAAUUGAUUUUUCAGGAAAUGUCGAAGUUGAAUGUAGCGAUACAACAAUUGAAGCUGUAUUUCUGACAGAAGCACCAUUUUUGGGUCGAGUUUUUGUAUUGGGACAUUCAACUGAUCCAGAAUGUGUUUCACAUGAAACUGGAAGAAGAACAACAUCGAUUACUGUACCAAGAGAUAAAUGUGGAGUUGAAACUGUUAAACAUGUUAGUUUCAUUUUUAUUUUGUUCGAAAAAAUGAUUUUUCAAUUUUUGCAGGCAAAUGGUGUUGGAUAUACAUCAUCUGUUAAUAUUGUUAUAUCAUUCCAUGACAAAUUUUUAACAAAAGUUGAUCGAGCUUAUAAUAUAACUUGUCUUUUUGCACCAACUGGAGAUGUUGUAUCAUAUGCAUUAACUGUUGAACCAUCGGUUAGUCAAAAACUGUUUUUUUUUUGGAAAAAUACUUCGUUUCAGAUUUUGAAAGACAUUCAAGUUUUGGCUGAUCAACCAACUUGUGAAUACGAAGUUUUUGAUGUUCGAACUCGUCGACCUGCCGAUGUUGUUCAUGUAAAUGCACCUUUAGAACAUGUUUGGACUUGUGAUGGAGCAAAUUUAGAUUUAUUCUGUAUGCGAGUACACGAUUGUAUUAUAAAUGAGGGAAAAUCUCGAAGAAAAUCAAAAAUUAUUGAUUCAAAUGGGUGAGUUUUUUUUUAUGUGGAAAAUUCGGAAUUCAAAAAAAUUUAGAUGAAUUCCGAAUCAAUUUUUAGAAAAAGACAUUUGUAGACAAUUUCCACCAGCCAUCUGUAUUACUGUGGAAAACUGACAAAUUUAAUUUUUUUCAAACACAUUUUAUUUUCAGAUGUUCUUUGGAUACUUCAAGACUUCCUAAUUUGGUAUAUGAUAAUUCAAAACUUUCUGCUCGAGUUAUGUCGAAAGCUUUUCGAUUUGGAAAUGAUGUUGCAGUUGAAUUUGAAUGUAAUGUUCAAUUAGAUCUACGAAAUGGAACAUCUUGUCCUCGUCCGCGAUGCUAA